AUGAACUCCUUCCGCAUUGCCCGUGCGGCCAUCCGCGCUCGUCCCGCCAUGAUGCGCGUGGCUGCUCAGCGCAGAACCUACGCUGAGGCUGUUCCCGACAAGAUCAAGCUGAGCUUGACCUUGCCUCACCAGACCAUCUACAAGUCACAGGACGUCGUCCAGGUCAACAUCCCCGCCGAGUCUGGCGAGAUGGGUGUUCUUGCCAACCACGUUCCCUCCAUUGAGCAGCUUAAGCCUGGUAUUGUCGAGGUUGUCGAGGAGGCCGGUGCCGCCAAGCAGUUCUUCCUUUCUGGUGGAUUCGCUACCAUCCAGCCCGAUUCGAGCAUGAGCAUUAACGCCCCCGAGGGCUACCCAUUGGAGGACUUCAGCGCUGAGGCCAUCCGAAACCAGAUCGCCGAGGCCCAGAAGGUUGCUAGCGGCAGUGGCAGCGAGCAGGAUAUUGCUGAGGCCAAGAUUGAGCUCGAGAUCCUCGAGACCCUCGCGGCUCACGUGAAAUAA
Molecule: messenger RNA, 498 nt
Organism: [Torrubiella] hemipterigena
Lineage: Eukaryota; Fungi; Ascomycota; Sordariomycetes; Hypocreales; Clavicipitaceae
Source: the annotation of a GenBank genome assembly